This is a messenger RNA of Emiliania huxleyi CCMP1516, 1293 nucleotides long. RefSeq lists its product as hypothetical. The record is from RefSeq and is a predicted model, not a curated record. Lineage: Eukaryota; Haptophyta; Isochrysidales; Noelaerhabdaceae. The transcript has 2 exons. Bases 1 to 1293 code for a protein of 430 amino acids. Gene Ontology annotation, molecular function: nucleic acid binding.
AUGUACGCGGUGCUGGCUUACCUGCGUAAGAUGGCGACGUCGGAAGAUGCGGCGGACAGGAGGUGCCUCGUCUUGAGCGACUGCAAGCCCGCGCUACAGCAAAUCGAGGCGGCGUACCGAAGAGGCCCUCUUGAGGGGCUCAGGGAGUGGGAUCGAGGGGCUCAGUUGGAGGGGAUAUGCAGAUAUCGCGCCCAGCUCGAAUCCGUCACGUUCCUGUGGGUACCGAGCCACGCGGGGUGCGCUGGCAACGCCUAUGCCGACGCCGCGGCGACGGCAUACAUGGGGGCCAGCGAGAUUGAGGAUGCCACCGCCGUCAUCCGUGAAGCAGUGAGAACGCGCCCGUGUCUGUACACGGACCGCCGGAGGACGGCAGACAGAGAGGGGGGGCGGGAGGUACUGGACCGGAGGACCUAUUACGCCACACGCGGCCACACGAACGAGUGGGUGCGAGGACGGCUCGGCGAGGGGCUCACGGCGGGAUCACACACGGCGGGGGUGCCUGGGCCGCUGUGGAGCGAUGUGGUCAGGGGAACGACGAGACACAAAUGGGACAAGCGUCAGCGGAUCAAGGAUCAGCACGGCGAGCGUGAGAUACAAUUCGCCGACGUGGAUGAUCACAACGUGGUGACAAAGACCGUCAUGGGAGCGCGGGUGCGGCAGCAGGCGGGGGUGCCACACGGAGCGCACCACGAGAGGAUCAUGCGGGGAGAGGCGGGGAGAGAGACCCCGGGCGCCGCCACGAGGAGCGAACUCAGGGGCUGCCUCGUAUGUAAGGCCGCGAGGGACGCGGCGAGGAGGGCGGCACUAAAGCGGGACCCGCUGUGCCCGAUCGUGCGGAAAGCCGCGCAGCAAUGGACCGAGGAAGAUGAGAACCCGCCUAGAGCGACAAUGGCGCACUUGCUUAGCGGCGCCUGCCCGGGGAAUAGGGAGCAGGCCAGAUGGUUCCUCAGAGUAGCGCGAGCGCAGACGGGGACGGCGAUCAGCAAAGUAGCGCAGGCGGCACCCGACUCCAAGGAUACGCUGAAGACGCUGAGAAUAGCGCAUGUCGCUGCGCUGAAGGGCUCACGCUAUAGGGUGCUGGAUGAGGACGGGUACGAUGCACUAGCACCAGCCGUCGGGGGGGUGUUGCCGGCGCUGGUAGAUGAUCUCCCGGAGAAGAGUCGGAGGGACCUUGGCGCCGGGGUCACGAGGAACUUGCAAGUCGUGGCCGAGGCGGCGACGGGAGCGGAAGCUCUUCGCUGGGUGGAAGGAGGCCCGGCCAGCCUUGAGGGAGUCGCGGAGGAGGAGGGAUAA